Molecule: messenger RNA, 6414 nt
Organism: Talpa occidentalis (Iberian mole)
Lineage: Eukaryota; Metazoa; Chordata; Mammalia; Eulipotyphla; Talpidae
Exons: 3
Coding region: 2777-3841 (354 amino acids)
Source: RefSeq, a predicted model, not a curated record
UCAAGCCCCGUUGGGUACCCCAGCGCCAGGCCACCUGGCCGUCAGCAGCAUGCAGGGUAAACGCAAAGCACUGAAGUUGAAUUUUGCAAAUCCACCAUUCAAAUCUACAGCAAGGUUUACUCUGAAUCCCAAUCCUACAGGAGUUCAAAAUCCACACAUAGGGAGACUGAGAACACACAGCAUUGAAUCAUCGGGAAAACUGAAGAUCUCCCCUGAACAGCAAUGGAAUUUCACUGCAGAGGACUUGAAAGACCUUGGAGAAAUUGGACGAGGAGCUUAUGGCUCUGUCAACAAAAUGGUCACAAACCAAGUGCACAAAUAAUGGCAGUUAAAAGAAUUCGGUCAACAGUGGAUGAAAAAGAACAAAAACAAUUUCUUAUGGAUUUGGAUGUAGUACUGCAGAGUAGUGAUUGUCCAUACAUUAUUCAGUUUUAUGGGACACUCUUCAGAGAGGGUGACUAUUGGAUCUGUAUGGAAUUCAUGUCUACCUCGUUUGGUAAGUUUUACAAAUAUGUAUACAGUGUAUUAGAUGAUGUUAUUCCAGAAAAAAUUUUAGGCAAAAUCACUUUAGCAACUGUGAAAGCACUAAACCACAUAAAGGAAAACUUGAAAAUCAUUCACAGAGAUAUCAAAUCUUCCAAUAGUCUUCUGGACAGAAGUGGAAAUAUUAAACUCUGACUUUGCAUCAGUGGACAGCUUGUUGACCCCAUUGCCAAGACAAGAGAUGCUGGGUGGAGGCCAUACAUGGCACCUGAACAAAUAGACCCACGUGCAUCACAACAAGGAUAUAAUGUCCGUUCUGAUAUCUGGAGUUUGGGGAUCACAUUGUACGAGUUGGCCACAGGCCGCUUUCCUUAUCCAAAGUGGAAUAGUGAACUUGAUCAACUAACACAAGUGGUGAAAGGUGAUCCUCCACAGCUCAGUAAUUCUGAGGAAAGGGAAUUCUCCCCCAGUUUCAUCAACUUUGUCAACUUGUGCCUUACGAAGGAUGAAUACAAAAGCCAAAGUAUAAAGAACUUCUGAAACAUCCCUUCAUUUUGAUGUAUGAAGAACAUACUGUAGAGGUCACAUGCUAUUUUUAUAAAAUCCUGGAUCAAAUGCCAGCUACUCCCAGCUAUCCCAUGUAUGUCGAUGGAUAUCACUGCUACGUCAGACUCUAGAAAAAGGGCUGAGAGGAAGCAAGAGGUAAAGAAUUUUCAUCCCAUAUCACAGUGUUUUUAUUGCUCACCCAGACACCAUGUGCAGUAAGAUUGAUUUUUAUUUCCAUUAUGUCUGUAUACUCCUGUCACCUAGAACGUGCAUCCCCAUAACACCCAACUGAUCACACAGUGUUAGCGCUAGUCAGAGAAACCUCAUCCUGUGCUUUCGUGGUGAACAUGUUCAUGAAAUGUGGAAGUCAGUACAAUCAAUUUGUUGACUGUGAUUAGAUCACAUCUUAAAUUCAUUUCUAGACUCAAAAAACCGGAGACACAGCUACUGGAAUGCUGUUUUGUCAGAUUUCUUAUUAUUGGAAGAAUGUGGUGAUGGAUGUACUAAUUUGAACAUAGACUCAGACUUGAGUGAGAAGAGCUUGCACAGCCAAUGAGAAACAUUGCCUUCUGGAGCUGGGAGACAAAGGAGGAAUUUACUUUCUUCGCCAAGUGCAGUAGAUUUACUGAUUUGAUAUUCUGUUGCCUUACAGUCACAGUCGAUGUUUGGGGAUUGAAUUGUUCAGCCAAAUUUCCUGUUUGAAAUAUGUUAAAUUAGAAUGAAUUUAUCUUUACCAAAAACCAUGUUGUGUUCAAAGAAGUCAACAUUAAAAUAUUGAGACAGGGGAAAAAAAGAUAUAUACAACAUUACAGGGAAUAUGAAAGAUGCUCAGCUAUUAUGUGACAAGUGUAAAUAGUUAACAAAUCAUUAAUUUUCACAAUUUGUGAUCACAGUGCUAGGUAAAUAAAAGAUGGUUAUAGUUUUAAAAUCUCAAAAUAGUUAUACAAACAGUAAUGUGCCAAAGAGGGCAGUGAGAAUCAAUACGUGAUAUCAGUUCCAAUAAUAUAGACAGAUUAUUGUAUUUAUAGAUGAUAGCUCCUAAACUUCAUAAUGUUAGCAUCAAAAUAUUAAGAGUGGUUUGAAUCACAAUGUAAAUGACUGAUUUUCAAAUGUGUUGUUGAAGUAAAAAAAAAAAAAGUUAAGUGUUCAGGAGAAAGUAAAAAUCUGUUACAUAGAUUAUACCAGAAAGACCUUAUGGAGUUAGGGCUUACCCUGUGGAAGAUGGACAACUGCUAUUUAUUGAGAACUUACCACAUAUCAAGCAUUGUAUCAAGCUCUUUAAUUCACAUUUGUUCUUUACAACACUGAGAGAGACAUUUUUGUCUAAUCCCCUUUUUUACAGAUGAGGAAACUAACAGAGAUACACUUACCCUGAGUCACUCAACUAGGAGAUGAUAAAAUUAGAAUUCAAACAGCCCUGUCAACGCUCCAAAGCCCAACUCUUAAUCGUAAAUGGCAUUAAAACAGAAGCACAGAGAUGAAAUACUAGGCAUCCUCACUUAACUUCAAAAUGACCUCACAGUAAAUACAGAUUAGGUUAGGGACGACACAUAAAAAGUUGAUAGUCUUCACUUGUGUUGCCAUCAGCCUGUCCUGCCCCAGUGUAACCACAGAUUCCCACCUCAAGUGGUUCAACAGGGUUUCAUAAUGGAUUUAGGGUGAAGGAUGGUUGACAGUAUAUAACAGGCAAGCAGAGGGGAGGGGGGUCAAAUAAGAACAAUUUCAGAACAAAGAUUAGAGGGCAGAGAUGCUGUAUGUGUUGAUAGAGGCAGAGAGAGCCCGGAUCAAGAAACUUCAGAAAGAGAAUGAACUGAUAGCACCAAAGUCCAGAAUCAUCUCACAAAACAGAGAAGGUUUGGGGCCUGAACAGUCUGUAACAAAUGUGCCUGGGCAAUCCUUCACCAAGGAAUCUGGCUCUUCCCGCUCCAAAUCCCGGAUUGAAGAUUCAGAGUGGUUCAUGUUGAGUCCACAAGAGAAAUUGGCCUGGGCUAAAGCAUCUAAAGACCCUAGGAUUGCUGCAGGUCAACAGUCCCCACUAGAGAAAAAAAUCCUGAAUCUAGGUGGCGUGCAUACAACAGCAGCAAGACAACUGAUAACUCGAAAAUAUCAAGAGGAGUAUGAAAGACUCUCUAGGGAGCAAGCUCUUUCUCUUGACUACUGGCUUGCCAAAGCAGAGUCUCAUUACAAUAAAAGAAUAGUGGAAAUGAUGAGAGAACAAGAGACAAGCAGUGAAAUCAGGAAGAAACCGGAGGGGAGGAUGACCCGAAGCACAGAGACACAAAAGCAGUACUUUUUAGUACCUGAGAGAGAGAUGAAGCACAUAGAAAGACACAUAAAUCGAACAGGACAUGCCAGAGAGUUAAGGAAUAAAACGUUUAGACAAUCACGAUGCUCCACUGAAACAACAUUUCCAAGAAUUGUACCAGAAGAACAUUGCAUCCAGACUGCACAGAGAAGGAAGCAGAUAAGUAAUAGAGAACAGAUGCAAAUUAAAGAUCACCAAGAACGUAUGAUUCGAGGGAGAGAACUUACAGAGCAAAAACUUAAGGAAAAAAUCUUGAGAAAAAGACAUCUUGAGAAACAGCCACCUAUAUGUGAGAAGCGUGAGAAAGUAAAGGAAGAAAUAAAAGAGUUUGAAAACGUUACUGCUUAUCCACUUUACCAGCCAUGCAGAAGUCUGAUUAAAGUGAAUAUUCUUAUGGAAAAGUCUCAGAACAGAGAAAGGGAGAAAAUAAUUAUAAAACCAUAUCAAAAAAAAUUCUUAACUGUACCACCCUUUUUGAGAAGUCAAAUACGAAAAAUAAAAGAUUAGCAAAGUUUCACUGCCUUUUUGAUAAAAUAGCUCUUAAAUGAAAAAAUUUUUUAAGUCCAUUCUCUCCACAGGAUUCAGUAGCUAUUCCUGCUUGUAUCAGAUAGUUCUGGACUUGAUAACUAAACUACCUACUUUUGGUCGCCUUGUGUUUUUUUCAGGCUGCUUCUUUUAGUUUCUUCAUCCAUAAAGUGGGAAUAAUAUUUCAUAGCAUUCUUGGGUGGAUUAUUUUUUUGAAUAAGUAUUAGCACAUAUUAAAUGUUUCAUAAAUAUUAAUUCCCCCUCUUGGGAAAACCUGGGUUGAAAAAUGAUAAUGAAUAAGUAAUUACCCUAGUCUGCCUUUUCCACUCCUCCUACUCUCAAUGGUGAUCUUGAUGAGAUUACUACUAUAGUCUUUUGUUUUCCAUUCACAGUUUCAUCAGGAAACUAACUAGGCCCUGAAAGUUUAACUUGUACCACACAAUUUACUUGUAGGAGAAACUUAAAUUUUGAGAACCUCCUAUGUGCAUGUCAUUGUGUUAAUUACCAUGAGAGAAUAAAGAGAAGGCCUUGCCCUUGAUUAGUUUGUACUAAUGGCCUAGAUUCUGUAGACAGAUAAUAAAAUAUGGCAAGAGUUACAGAGCUAAGUACAGGUGCUGUCCAAAGGAAAGAUACCUACUGAGCCUUCGUGGACAGGUUGGGAGAAGGAAGGAAGUAAAAGAAGGAGGUGCAGUCAUCUUGUGUUUCUAACAACUCCACAUUUUGUCACUUUCUAUCACCUUAAGCAAGACCUUCCCAGUGUUUGGGUCCACUUAGGUGACUAAAUUCACCCUCAAUACUCAUUUAGAAAUUCAAUGAGAAUUUUACUUACUAAGCGGACUGAAAUUUAUUAUUUUCUAGUUGGCUUAUUUUCUUUCUAGAUAUCAGAAAGUUGGGAAAGUAAGGGUUCAGAGUUAGUUAGCCAGAGAAUGAAAGAGAAGCAGAAGAGAGAAAACGAGACUACGAGAGAACGCCUGAGAGCCCAGUAAGAGUAAAGACUUGCCGGGGGCCAGGAGGCCUGCCAGCCUGCUGCUCUGUACAUGGUAUAAUGACAACAAAAGCCUGAAAAGCCACGGAGGGCUCCAGGACUCUGCUCUACCCCAUCUGCUCCAAUCAUAGAAAACCUGCACUGUGCCCAUCCUGCCUCUGCAACAGGUUUGCCCCAAGCCCUAAAUCCAGAUAGGUGAAUACAACUCUGGUAUAGUAAUCUGAUAAUAAAUGUUUAUCUCAUGGGAAUUGUUCAGACAGAAGAUUUUGGGAAAGUAAAUAUCAAGCCCAAGGCUACUGCAUGUUCAAGGACCCUGGCUGUGAGGCCCAUUUUCAUGGUGGAUGGGCACAUUUGGAAGUUAGGCCCCAUAACCCUGUCUGCAGCUACCGUUCAGUCUCUACUCUUCAGCUGCAUUCAGGAACUCUCUUCGCAGAUGAGAAGAGUGGCUCACCAUAAGCUCAUUUGACACUUGGAAUGGGCCCUUUGGUACAGGGUAACUGGUAUGGUCCCACGAAGGCCAGCACACCACGCCUUCUGUUUGGUGGGAGAAGCAGAUAGGCUCAGGUAUUCGGGUCAUGCUGGUGACAGGAGUGAUUAAUUCCAGUAGACCCCCAUGCCUGCAGACUGUUCAUCGCUCACAGAGGUUAAAAAGAGGAAAAGCCGCCUCUAGAAAGAAGCUUGUGCUGGACACCUACCUUUGUUCUUCUUUGCAGAUGGGAGCUUCCUUAUCCGUCUUGAAAAACAGCACGUCUCUCUCCUGCAUCCUGAAAAGUUGGGAUCAGUUUGACCCUGAAUCCUUGAAAAAGAAAGGGUUUAUCUUUUUUUGUAUCAAGCCUGGCCACAGUAUGACCUCAAGGAUGGGGAAGCCUGGCCACCUGAGGGAAGUAUCAAUUAUAUGUCAGUUGGGAUUUUUUUGUCUAAAGGAACGAAAACAGUCAGAAUUGGCCUAUUUACAGGCCUUUUCUGCCCUCAGGGGCAAUAAAACCUAUGUGGAGACACAGCCUAAUGCCUACUGGGGAGCCUCUGCCCAUCCCCCAGCCAAUACUGCCAUCUUGCCCUCCGUACCCAGGGGCGCCAAAUAAAGUAAAUGAGGACUUAAGUCCUGCCUCGCCUCCAUCUAUGCCACCAAUGGUCUAGCAGGAGUCAGUUCCUCAGCCUAAAGUAUUAUCCACUGAUCUCCCAGAUAAGACUGAAAACAAGCCAUCACCCUACCUCUCUCUGUCGCAAACUCAGGUGGUGGCUAGUGGAAGAGGGGGACCUGUUAAAGUGCACGUUCCCUUUUCCUUAUGGGAUCUGAGACAAAUUAAAACAGGCCUAGGAAAGUUUUCAGAUCAUCCAGUAAAUAUAUCGAGGUGUUUCAAGACCUAACCAUGUCAUUUGAUUUGGAAUGGAAAGAUAUAAUGCUCAUUCUCAACCAGACUCUCAUCAGGAGAAAAUGAAAAAGUUCUUAGGGGAGCCCUACAGUAUGGGGAUGGCAGGUAUACUAUAAAUGCCCAGGGAAAAACAAGGGAAGAACUCAGAGAGUGCCCCACUGGAAGUCAGGCAGUUCCCUGUAUCUGAUCAGGGUGGG